This is a messenger RNA of Mycena citricolor, 1661 nucleotides long. Lineage: Eukaryota; Fungi; Basidiomycota; Agaricomycetes; Agaricales; Mycenaceae. The record is from the annotation of a GenBank genome assembly.
CAGCUUCGAUGUUUCGGGCCCUUAUAAGAACGUGAUAUACGUUCGAUUGUCCACACCCACCACAAUAUGGCGUCGCACACCAGUUCUCUGACUCAGGUUCCCGUGCAUGAUGAAAUGUCGGUGGCGGCCCCCGGAGCUGAGGACAACAGCAAAUUUGCUAUGUCUCAAGACUCGAAAGAGGAGGCAAUCAAGAACCUGGAGGAUAAUUGGGACGAUGACGAGCGGAAUCCACGAAACUGGUCCACGAGCAAGAAAUGGUCGUCAGCCGCGGUGGUUUCAUUCUACACGUUUGUCAGCCCAUUGUCCUCCAGUAUCAUGGCACCCGGCCUCCCCCAGAUUGGGAUUCGAUAUCACAUAACGAACGAGACCGUGUUGUCCAUGACGCUCUCUAUCUUCUUGAUCACCUUUUCCUUGGGGGCUUUGUUCCUUGCCCCCCUUUCGCUUCUAAAUAUCAUGAACGUACUGUCCAUUGGGUUCAGUCUGGGGUGUGCCUUCGCGCCGAACCUGGCGAGCUUGCUUGUGUUCCGAUUGCUCCUUGGCCUCUCGGGAAGUGCACCAGUAGCCUUCGGAGGUGGUGUCAUCAGUGACCUCUUCUCUGAACGCGAUAGAACGGCUGCCAUGGCAAUAUACAGUUUGGGGCCACUCAUUGGUCCUGUGGUGGGACCGAUCGCUGGGGGAUUCAUCACGGAGACAAUCGGAGUCAAAUACGUAUUUGUUCUGGUGGGGGGGCUUCAAGCUUUCGGCGCAAUUGCAGGGAUUCCUAUCUUUCGAGAAACGUACUCGCCCUAUAUCCGUUCGAAGUUGGCACGGCAGUCUUCCGACCCUGAGAAGGCGGCUACGGCAAACACGGGACUUGCUCAGGAACGUACAACAUUCAUGCGCUCCCUGUGGAUCAAUAUCUCUCGGCCAGCAAUUCUGCUCUUUGGCAGCACGAUCUGUUUCUUGCUCAGUCUUUACAUUGCCUUGUGGGUCUUUCUAUUCUAUUCGGGGUUUUCUCUGAGCAUUUUUGCAGCAUAUUACUUGAUGUUUACUGUCUUCAGCAAACUCUUCACUGACACCUACAGUUUCAAUGCGGGCACAAAUGGAUUAGCUUACAUUGGCCUUGGUGUUGGCUUUCUUUUUGCAUCUCUGUUCAGUGCUCAGUGGGGGAAAGAUAUCUAUGUUAAGCUUUCAGAGAAGAAUGGUGGAAUAGGGGAGCCAGAGAUGCGGAUCCCUCCACUGAUCAUUGGCUCCUUCUUUGUCCCCAUUGAUGGUAUGGUUGGUCAGCACAAGCAAGGAUCCACUGGAUUAUGCCCAUCAUUGGUUCUGGAAUAUUUGGAUUUGGUGUGUGAACACCUUGGUCUUCAGAAAGUGUUGUUGACAAACUGUGGGUCAGGAAUGAUGUCAACAUUUCUUUCCACCCAAUUGUACCUGGUGGACACAUUUCAAUUUGCUGCUAGUGCUCUUUCUGCAUCCUCAAUCUUCCGGUCCCUCUUUGGGUUUAUUUUCCCCUUGUUUGGCCAGCAGAUGUACAAUGCAUUGGGCCAAGGAGGUGGAAAUUCCCUUCUAGCAGGGUUGUCCAUUGUGCUUGGAAUUCCUUUCCCUCUUUACCUCUGGUUUCAUGGGAAGCAGAUGCGAGAACAAAGCAAGCUGACUAGGUGAUAUAAACAUUCUUUAAAGAU